AUGGAUUUAUCAGAAGGAAUCUCGCUUUUUUUCGAACAAACUCCAUUUAAAAACUGGUUUCCCACCAAAUGCCUAGAAUAUUUGGAAAAUAAAUCCUUAGAUUUUAGAACGUCUGACAAAGAAUUAGUUCAAACCGAAUUCAAGAGUCAUGUCCAUUCAUUAAUGAAUCAUAAAGCAGUAACGAAAUCUGCACAAAAAAAGGCUAAAAGACUUUUGGAUGAAGCGGAUCUAACGUUUGAAUCCGAAGAAGUUAUAGCGAUUUUUAAAAGAAUGGACACAAAGUUAUUAUUUGUAAAAAAAUCACUGUUCGAUACGGAAGUUCAGCUUACUGUUGAAGACCACAAAAUACAUACUGCAUCAUCUUCGAAAUUACAUACUUUAGGAACAGAAAUCCCAGGUAAAGCUUCCAAACGGAAACGUGAAAUAGAUGAUCAAAUUGUAGUGGAUGGUGAUGAAAAUCGGGCCAAGAAAACCGGAAGUGGAAGGGAUAUUCCAAGCUAUCGUGAAUUUUUAGGCAAAACAUCAGUUUCGGAUAUAAUAGUCAAAGGGAAUGAAGAAGAAAAUGUUAUUCAAUAUAAUGAGAAGCCAACUUCACAGUCAGAUAACGAUUCCGGCGAUCAUGAAGAGUAUCAAGAUUAUGAAAAAAAUGUAUCCGAUUAUGAAGAGUGCUUCGAAGAAGAAAUUCCAUCUAACAUGGCUUCAGCUGAUACCAUUGGAAGUUGGAUUUUGUCGAGUGGUAAGGAUGUUGGCGAAGAAUUAUCCAAAUACCGUGAAUAUAUUCCUCGCACAAAGGCAUAUCUUUAUCCGGUUUAUUUCGGAAUAUUGGAUCUUUCCGGUGAGGAUACAGAAGUAAAGAAUUUGUUUACAAAUGACGAAUGGAAUGAGAUGAUCAAGGAUUUUAAUAAUAAUGUAAAAUUAAGUGAUAUGGAAGAUGAACAAGAGAGGCCCUUUUAUGAGCUAAUGGACAAAAUUUCUGAGGUAUUGAUGAAGAAACCUACUGAUCUAAUUACUGGCAUUGAAAGCUGUGUGAUUGAAGACAAUAUAAAAGUAAAUACAAUCAGAAGACUUAUUCAGACAUAUACAUACAAUCUUCAACGCUUGCAAUUGCCAAUGUCUGAAGUUGCCUUUGGAAGUAAUUUCACUAACGCAAUUACAAAAGGAAUAUUGACCUUUGAUCGAAUCUAUCAUUAUGAAGAAGGUGAGAUCCAAGGACUUGCUUUAUCAGUAAUUACCAACAUGAAAUCCAGGCCUACCGAUAGAAGCUUAAUUGGUCAGAAAGUAGACUUUAGAGUUAGCAAAGAUCAAUUUGAAAUGUUGAUUGGAUUAAGAUCUGGUGGCCUUCCCGCAUCACCGAAAAGCAAAAAAUGGAUGGAUAAGGUGGAUCUAUCAGUCGCGUUACGGGACGUGUUGAUAAACGAAGGAAUAGAAAAUAAUGGCGUAAAACCAGAAAAAUUUCGCAAACUUUUUACUCUAGGGAUACACACAUUCAAUUAUAAUUAUAACAUAUACGGAUUGGAUUGGAAAACAAGAGGUGUUUGGCGUCUAGGUUUGCUUCAAAAGGUUAAGCUACCUUUGUCAAUUGAUAAUUUGCACAUUAUAGAAAAACUUAUUAUAUCUUUGAUGCGUAUUGAGGCAAAAUUAUAUCGUUUCCGACGAACAUCAACAUAUGUCAUGGAUUAUUUAAUUUGUGAAUACGGUCGCAUAACUCGCACAAGAAAGGCCAAAGAACAAGUUUGA
Molecule: messenger RNA, 1737 nt
Organism: Funneliformis caledonium
Lineage: Eukaryota; Fungi; Glomeromycota; Glomeromycetes; Glomerales; Glomeraceae
Source: the annotation of a GenBank genome assembly